This is a messenger RNA of Perca flavescens (yellow perch), 2709 nucleotides long. It is a transcript of the gene ivns1abpa, whose product is annotated as influenza virus NS1A binding protein a. The transcript is spliced from 15 exons. The record is from RefSeq and is a predicted model, not a curated record. Bases 541 to 2493 code for a protein of 650 amino acids. Lineage: Eukaryota; Metazoa; Chordata; Actinopteri; Perciformes; Percidae. Gene Ontology annotation, molecular function: protein binding.
ACAACCCCCAUUCUGUCAGAUCCUUAUAUACUGUCUAUGGUCAGAUCUAGUCCAAACUAGACUGAGAGUGGACGUGCUAUUUCCACAAAGGGGGAACAGACAUCUAGCUACUACUAGCCUAACAACCCGUGCCUGUAGCCGCGUUGCGUCUUUGCUUUAGCCCAAUCCAACCAACUCUGAAUUCGCAUUAAAUAUGUCUAAUAUCGUUUGCUGUCAAACGCCUCAGGUUAUAAUGUAUGACCAACACAGAAUACGUACAACUCUAUAGCCAACGGGAUCCCGAGGACUUGAUUACAGUCGCUUCAAGCCUGAUAGUUUGUCCGUGCGGCUGCUCCCCUUCUCCCUGCUGCUCACGGCCAUUUAGUCAACUGGCAUUUCUUCUAACAACUUCCCAUCCCUCUUCUUGGGUGAAGAAAACUUGAGUUCCACUGUGAUCUCAGUCUGCUUUGCCUGUUGCCUACCUUCGGUUCUACUCUCAGCAGUGUUGCUUCCCUGGAUUUGCAUUAUUCUCUAUUAGGCAUAAUAUCAAAAUUCACCAAGAUGAUUCCAAACGGCUAUUUGAUCUUUGAGGAUGAGAGUUUCCUGGAUUCCACCGUGGCCAAAAUGAACGCUCUGAGAAAGAGUGGUCAGUUCUGUGAUGUUAGACUGCAGGUGUGUGGUCAUGAGCUGAUGGCUCACCGUGCUGUUCUGGCUUGCUGCAGUCCAUACCUGUUUGAGAUCUUUAAUAGUGACGUUGAGACUCACGGAGUCUCUCAUGUCACUUUUGAGGACUUGGACCCAGAGGCUGUGGAGAUCUUGCUCAAUUACGCCUAUACUGCCCAGCUAAAGGCAGACAAGGAACUGGUCAAGGAAGUUUACUCUGCAGCCAAAAAGUUCAAGAUGGAGCGAGUCAAACAGAUUUGUGGCGACUACCUGCUGUCUAAAAUGGAUUCCCAGAGCGCCAUCUCUUUUCGGAACUUUGCCAGCUCUAUGGGAGAUGUCAGAGUUUUGGCCAAGGUGGAUGCCUUCAUCCAGGACCAUCUACUGGAAGUGUCUGAACAGGAAGACUUCCUCAAACUUCCCCGCCUCAAGUUAGAAGUAAUGCUAGAAGACAACCUGACCCUGCCCAGCAAUGGCAAGCUCUACUCGAAGGUGCUCAACUGGGUGCAGCGUAGCCUUUGGGAGAAUGGCGACCAACUGGAACGACUGAUGGAGGAGGUGCAAACGCUGUACUACUCACCUGACCAUAAGCUGGUGGAUGGAGGGCUGGUGAUUGAUGGGCACAGUGAGAUGUUUGGUGGCGAGGAGGACCACCUUCAGUUUGUGCAGAAGAAACCCGUACGUGAGAGCACCCAGAGACAGAUGAGCUGCAGCUCCUCAGGAAGCCUGUCGCCCUCCAACCAAGCAGCAAAUGCCCAGAAACAGACCGGCAGGAGAGAGUGGAAGUACAUCGCCUCUGAGAAGACCACAAACAACACCUACCUGUGUCUGGCUGUGCUGGACAGUGUGUUGUGUGUGAUCUUCUUGCACGGUCGCAGCAGCCCUCAGACCUCUCCCUCUGCCACCCCCUGCCUGAUGAAGAGCCUCAGCUUCGAGGCCCAGCCCGAGGAGCUGGAGGAGCAGCCGCUCUCACCCAUGCAUUACGCUCGCUCUGGCCUGGGCACCGCAGCCCUUAACGGAAAACUCAUUGCAGCAGGAGGGUACAACAGAGAAGAGUGUCUGAGGACUGUGGAGUGUUAUGACCCCAAAGAGGACCGCUGGACCUUCAUUGCUCCCAUGCGGACUCCAAGGGCUCGAUUUCAGAUGGCUGUGCUCAUGGGUCAGCUGUACGUGAUUGGAGGAUCAAAUGGACAUUCUGACGAGCUGAGCUGCGGGGAGACGUACGAUCCACAUGCUGACGAGUGGGCUCAAGUGCCAGAGCUGAGGACCAACCGCUGCAAUGCAGGUGUCUGCUCAUUGAACAACAAACUCUUUGUUGUGGGAGGGUCGGACCCCUGCGGGCAGAAGGGCCUGAAGAACUGUGACGCUUUUGACCCGGUGACCAAAACCUGGUCCAACUGUGCCUCCCUUAACAUCAGGAGGCACCAGGCAGCAGUGUGUGAGUUGGAGGGCUUCAUGUACGUGAUUGGAGGGGCGGAGUCGUGGAACUGCCUGAACACUGUGGAACGCUACAACCCUGAGAACAACACCUGGACCCUGAUAGCCCCCAUGAAUGUGGCUCGCAGGGGGGCCGCCGUUGCUGUCCAUGCAGGCAAACUGUUUGUCGUUGGCGGCUUCGAUGGCUCCCACGCGCUUCGCUGUGUGGAGGUGUACGACCCCGCCCGCAACGAGUGGAGGAUGCUGGGUAGCAUGACCUCUUCCCGCAGCAAUGCAGGCGUGGCCAUCCUGGGAGAAACCAUCUACGCUGUGGGCGGCUUCGAUGGAAACGAGUUCCUCAACACGAUGGAAGUGUACAACCUCGAGACAGACGAGUGGGACGACUGCACCAAGGCCCUGUCUCCCCUCUCCGACUAAAGAGGGGGAAGACGAGGAGGAGGAGGAGGAGGAGGAGGAGGAGGAGGAAGGGAGUUGGGGAGUUUCACAGUGCUUCACCUUUUCCAAACUAACAGGCUUAGUGACGUAAUCGUGUUUCGUGAUGUUCUGUAUGUGUGUGUAUGAGCGGAUACGUGUGGGUGGGGUUAGGGGUUGUUGGGAUGAGGGGUCUUCAGUGAAGGCUGGCUUAUAUUUGGA